Salarias fasciatus (jewelled blenny) is the source of this 2678-nucleotide messenger RNA. RefSeq lists its product as uncharacterized. Gene Ontology annotation, molecular function: DNA binding. The coding region runs from base 1364 to 2338 and encodes 324 amino acids. The transcript has 6 exons. NCBI's taxonomy places the organism in Eukaryota, Metazoa, Chordata, Actinopteri, Blenniiformes, Blenniidae. The record is from RefSeq and is a predicted model, not a curated record.
GGCAUGUGUUUGUUUUUUUCAAGUGGCGGAAAUGGGCUUCCAUAUUUCAGUAAAACAACAAAAACACAAAAGACUGGGGCUAUAUACAUUUGUCAGAAACUUACAGAAUCUUCUGCUCCGAACAAACUUUGCUGCUCGCUUACAGGAGUCCAACACUCAAAAUCGUCAUCAGCCAUCUAAAGAACAGAUUACAAAAUAAAUACCCAGACAUAGUCUACGAAACCAAACUUGCAUGUUUUGUGAACACUGAUUUUUUCAGUUUUUAAGAUAUUUUUAAGAGAAAAAUACACUAUACUUACAACAGUGUGGCUGACAUCAGUUGGAUCUUCAGAACAAUCGUCAGAGUCAUGGUCAGGGGAAUUAGGAUUCAGGGUCUGUUAUAUGAGAACAAUAUCAAUAUCCUAACUGAACUUAUUAAAGUUCAUCCAGUAAGAUAUUAAUAAGACACAUUAACAUACAAGCAACACAUAAUUUAACUAUUACUGGUCACAGUUUAUCUUUACUAUUGUAGCAACAAGAAUUUAAAAUGAAACUUACAACAACUUCUUCUGUCACUCUGGAUUGAUUUUGUGAAGAUAGUCCACUUAGGGGGCUCCAGACCACAGGACUGUCAUUAGUUCCUGGCUAAAAAUAGUAAUAAAAAAAAUAUGUAUAGCAUUCACAUUUAGCAAAGACAACAUAUUCAAUACUAUUUUCCAGAAUAAAAAGAAAUUAAAAAUUAGAAAACCAGGGCUGGUAAUCCUUCAAGAUGUUUUGACACAACUACCAAUAUUUUGAUACUACUUUCUGAAUAUUUUUGAAUAACAUUUUGAUAAAAUCCAUUUUAAUAAAUGAAUUUGUCUGCUAAAAUAACAGAAAAAAAUGUUCCACGUGAGACAAUACUGACCAAAUCUUGGAUUAAUGGACAAAUCUCCUCAGUCAAUGCUUUCCUGUGAUUAAGAACAAAUAAACAAAAUAGCUUGUUAAUACAUGUAUACAGGGUUCUCACCAGGAUUUUUUUCAGUGUAACGGGAGGUUGAUAGCAACAUUAGCUAGCUGUCAUUUAGCUACUGCUAAUGCAGAAUCACAGCAGCAUUGUUUACAGUCAGUUAGAAUAAAACAAAACACUGACCUUUUUUUCCAUCGUUUUGUUCUUGCUGGAAUCUCCACUUUAUCAGAACCCGGGAGAAUAUAUUUUCUUUUUAAUCUGUCCAUUUUCCUUAGUAACAGGCACUCGUGGGCAACCCAGAACAGUGGCCCGCCACUGACGUUACUGGACGAACUAGCCAAUCACAGCACAGAGAUGUUAUCCAAUCACAGGACAGUAACCGCGAAAAGAGGAGACGGAUGAGGAGACGCAGACGGAUCGACUUUGUGAACUAUCAUGUCCAAGUUUCGGUACGCUCUUGUUUCUUGGGCAGAAGGACCCGACAAAGAUGCUGUCAGCAUUGUACCGACAAACUGGAUCAUUGACUUUGACCCCACGGAUACUUCCAGAACAUAUCUCGUGGAGUGUCGAGUUGCUAACGGCAAGAAGCCUGCUAAUGGUUGGCAAGUUGAGCCGGCAGUGGUGCUGCAGCUAGCAGAAAAAGAGUCUACACUGAGGUCUGCCGAGCGGGAACUUUUAAAAGUGGACAAGCCAAAACAUGACAAGAGACCCAGGAAACCUAAACGUCUUUUCCAUGAAGAAGAUGAUGAGGAAACAGCACCAAUUCCAAAAAAGAAACCCAAACUUGCAGCUCAGAGACGGGCUGAUGAAGAAAUUCUUUCUGAGGACAACCAACUUCGACCAGUCCAGAAUCCAGGGGAAUCAUCAAGCAUGGAAAACGCUGACCAAAUCAGAGUGCUUCAGAACCAGGUCAGGGCUUUGCAGAAGGAAAACACCAGACUGCGCAACAUGGUAGUUAAAGAAAUUCCAACUUUGUUGAUGGAAAUGAAAAACGUUCUCGCAAACCGUUCUCCCAUGGACCUCCGUCAGGUCGAAGGUGAAGGUGAAACUACACCUUGCAAACCUUCAGAAGUGAAAUUGGGGAAUGAUGGCACUACCACUGUCUCGGCUCAUUGUUGGGAGACUGCAAGAGCACAACCUACAGCUAAUGGGAUGGCACGAGUGCUGCUGAUGGGCCUCUUCAGUGUUGAUGUUCUCCUCAAAUCUAACCUGACCGGGGGGCUCAACAAAAUCGAUCCUACUGCAGAGCGGCGACAGGCUCUCGAUGGGAAGAAACUGCAGGCUUUACUUGAUGCUGUGGUGAACCAUCACCCAGGGACCAAGCUAUCUGAUUUAAGAAAAUCAAUCAACACAAGGAUUUGUGAGUUAAGGCACCAAGUGAAGCAAAAAAACAUGUCAAAUGUUAAAUAGGAUACCAAAAAGUUUUAUACUUUUGGUUCUUUUUGUUCUUUUCCUUGUUUGGAUAUUGUUGAUGUCAUGUAAUGACUAAAUUCUAUUUAAAUUUGUUUUUGUAUCGUGUUUUGUUACUCACACAUUCAGUGUUAGGUGUCUUUAUUUGUUUUUACCAAUGCAAAGCUAGCUUUAGUUUUGAACUUUCUGAGGAGGGAUUUAAAUCUUGCAUUGUAGGUGGGUGAUAGUUGCCAUCCAUGGCCAACCUUUCUGUUAAGGGACUUAAUUGCUAUGACUAAUGUUGGUAGACAGUCAAGCAUGUUUUAUAUCUAAAACACAAUUAAAGAUGUUUGAACACUCA